AUCGUUGGCAGGGGAGGCCAUGGCGCGAUCGUAUUCCCCCAUCCUCUCCGCCUGCCUCCUCCUCCUCCUCCCCGCCUCCUCCUUCUCUUUCCUCUCCCUCCAGUCUCCCUCCUGCCUGCGGGCCCUCCCGCAUCGCCAGACCCCCGCAUACUCUGCGAUCCCCUCGGCUCCGUCUGGGACUCUCCAUGGAUCCCUGCGCGUCAUGCGGACGGCCCGCGGCGGCUGCUCAUCCAUGAAGAUGGAGGACAAGAACUCUGGCUACAGGCAGGAUGAAAUCCCUCGUUUCCAGAGCCCUCCGCCCAUGUCCAAGGCCCAGGAAGCGAUGCUGAAGAGCGUGCUGGAGAAGGCGAAGACGAGCAAGAAGAUCAAGAGGGUUGAGUUCAAGACGCAAGUCAAGUCGAUGUGCAAGGUUGAAGAUAACGACGUCGCUGAGAACGUGACCUUGGGGACAUACAUGACGCUCCCUGCCGAGCAGUGGAUCACUCUGGACGACAACUACAUCCAGAGGCUGGAUGAUGGAAGCAACCCGGAUGAUGUCAAGUACAGGUUCACCCUCCCCCUCAAGCCCAUGAUGCAGCUUCCUCUCACGGCAACAUGUGACGUGAGCGUGCACGUCGACAAGAAGAAGCAGCAGCUGAGACUCGAGGCUUGCGGAGCUCGUCUGAGAGCAUCGACGGCGGAGGAGGACGCCUCCCCGGCGCCUGCAAACGCUGCCAACAUGUCCAUGGCUCCUCCCAACAUCCCCCCUAACUUCACCGAGUCCAUCGAGAAAGCUGAUCUGCAGAUGGGGUUCAAGACCCUGAUCAAGUGGAAGGAGGGCAAGGAUGCUUCAUCGCAGGGCCAGCUCGACCUCUCUGCCGAAGUCGAUGUUGCCAUCACCUUCCCUCCUCCUCUCUCCCUCCUCCCCGGGUUUCUUCUCCGCCAGGCGUGCGGGCUGGUACUCAAGGCUGCUUCCUCCACCAUCCUCCCGAGGUUCGGGCAGCUCGUCGCUGAGGACUACAGGAGGUGGUCGAGGAACGAGCCCAGGGUCGGAGGUUCGCUAGCUGCUCCGUCCUUUGCUCAACAGCUGGAGGAGGAUCCUUACUACGCUUCGAGCCUGACCAUCAAGCCGACGCCAACGAAAGAUUGAGUCGCAAGCUGACAGACCGCAAGGAGUGCUGUACAUUAAACUCUAGGAGCAAGAGGGCGAGAAAGGGGAGGGAGGACAAGGAAGGUUCGUCUGAUACAAGAGGAGGAAGAGGGAAGUGAAAAAGGGGAGAAAUGCCGCGCGUUAUCUCGAACCCCGUGAUCUGCAUACUCAGAGUUUCCAUUGUAGCCUUGACUAUGUAACAUUCAUUGAAAGUUGAUUGUUCAUC
Messenger RNA from Guillardia theta CCMP2712, 1355 nucleotides. RefSeq lists its product as hypothetical. The record is from RefSeq and is a predicted model, not a curated record. Lineage: Eukaryota; Cryptophyceae; Pyrenomonadales; Geminigeraceae. The transcript has 6 exons. The coding region runs from base 20 to 1129 and encodes 369 amino acids.